AUGGAGAUACUGGACAACAUGGGCGAGGAAGGAAUGGAGUUGGACGGAUCAGCCACCACAGUGGCCCUUAUAAACACCAGCCUGGAUGGUGCCACCAAUGUCACCAACAUUACCUUUUUCCCCUACUAUCAGCACUCUCUGUAUGUGGCUGCCAGCUACAUCCUGGCCUACUUCUGUAUGCGCACAGUCACCAACCUCUUCAUCCUCAACCUGGCUAUCAGUGACCUAUUGGUGGGCAUUUUCUGCAUCCCUAUAACACUGGUGGACAACCUCAUCACAGGUUGGCCCUUUUCCAACACUGUGUGCAAGAUGAGCGGCUUUGUGCAGGGCGUGUCUGUAUCUUCAUCAGUCGUCACCUUGGUGGCCAUUGCUGUGGAAAGGUUUCGUUGUAUAGUGUACCCUCUACAUUCCAAGCCAACUGUACUUGUUACCAAGACAGUUAUCGUCUUUAUCUGGGUGCUAGCAGUGGUGAUCAUGUGUCCUGCUGCAGUGGCACUGACUGUGGAGAAAUUUCCUUUCCACUACAUGGUGUACAAUGAUGACUUCAACCACACAUUACCCCUGUAUACCUGCUAUGAAAACUUUGACAACCCUGACAUGAGAAAGGUCUACACAGCAGUUCUAUUUGCUCACACCUACCUGGUGCCCCUUACCGUCAUCAUCCUGAUGUAUGGAAGCAUCGGAGUCAAACUGUGUUCCUCUGUGGUUGCAAACAGAGAGCCACAGCUGGCCAAUGUAGUCCAGGUGGGAGGUAGAAGGGGUGGCCAGCUAAUGAUAUCACAGAAAAAGAUCAAGGUGAUAAAGAUGCUCAUCCUGGUGGCUCUGCUUUUCAUGCUGUCCUGGUUGCCACUCUGGACCCUAAUGAUGAUGACAGACUUUGCAGGCUUGGACAGGGACCAGCUGGACCUUCUGACCAGCUACAUCUUUUCCUUUGCUCACUGGCUGGCUUUCUCCAACUCCAGUGUCAACCCCAUCAUCUAUGGCUACUACAAUGAAAACUUUAAGAGAGGCUUCCAGGCGGUAUGCAAGUCCAGGCCCUUCUGUUGCCUCGUGCAGUGCCAGCUUUGGAGGAGGAUUUCCAGGUUGGGCAGGAAAGGAAGGUCUGUGCAAGCACCCUGUGGAGGUACUGGCUUCAGAGAUGCCAUUAGCAAUCACAACCACCUUGUCUUGGGGCUGAAAAAUCGAGUCCAUAACGACAACAAACUGACUGACACAGCAGAGGUGAACAGGAGUGCAAGGGUUGGGUGUGCGAUGGUCCACUCAGAGAGAAAUCUUUCAGAACAAGAGUUAGAAAUGGCAGCUGUACCUAAGAAAGGCAGUAAUGGUAAAGAAUCAGAGAGGGUUAGUUCACUGGCAGUUCCAGUGUAUCAGGCAUGGGGUAACUAA
Molecule: messenger RNA, 1386 nt
Organism: Xiphias gladius (swordfish)
Lineage: Eukaryota; Metazoa; Chordata; Actinopteri; Istiophoriformes; Xiphiidae
Gene: npffr1l2
Product: neuropeptide FF receptor 1 like 2
Biological process (GO): G protein-coupled receptor signaling pathway
Cellular component (GO): membrane
Molecular function (GO): neuropeptide Y receptor activity; peptide binding
Source: RefSeq, a predicted model, not a curated record